UACCUAUCGAUGUCACAUCGAUUUUUGCUUCUUAAAACAUCGAAAAGUUUUUUAUACCUCUACCGGAGUGACAGGCAACAGUCUGGAAAUUUCUAUACAACAUUCAUUCUUCUGUGUGCAUUUGCCAUGGAAAUUAAACUAGAGAUGGAAUAUUACUAUGGAAACGGUCGCCUUCGCCGGGCCAACGAUGAGAAUAGAAACAACCUAGAGAACGCCCCAGAAUCCGCUUCGCGACCCGACGCGGUCGCACGAGAUGGGGGUCAUCAGGGGCCAUCGUCGAGCAGUCACCGUAGGAGUAGGACCCAUCAGCGGAUUCCAAGUAGCAGGUCCCACCGCUCCCGGAGCAGCAGAGCGGGUGCCGCGCCGCCACCACCAGGCGAGGUCCACCAGGAGCCGUCAACGGAGCAAUCCCCAUCGGCAAAUCGAACGGCUGUUGAUUUUAAAUCUCUAUAUCUACCAGACUAAUUAGCUGAAAGAGAUUUAUGAAAUGCCAUAGUUUCGCAUUUAAGAGAAGUACGUAUUUCCCUCAAGGGAAAUCUUACCAAGAAGCAGAAGUGAUGAAACUAAAUAUAUCGACUUUCAUUGCCAAUUUAUAUCAAAUUUGAGUCACAUUUGUCUUCGUCUCAAACUAAAACUUAAAUAAUUCAAAUAAAUUUAAAUCAAUCAAAUGAUUG
Messenger RNA from Drosophila subpulchrella, 674 nucleotides. RefSeq lists its product as uncharacterized. The record is from RefSeq and is a predicted model, not a curated record. Bases 10 to 465 code for a protein of 151 amino acids. The transcript has 2 exons. Lineage: Eukaryota; Metazoa; Arthropoda; Insecta; Diptera; Drosophilidae.